AUGAAGAUCACCAGUGCCUUGGAUGCAAAUUUGAAUGCGAAUGCUCGCAUGGACCGUUUGUGUUCGAUUUCCUAUUUGCAGUUGUUUGCAUGCAGUCAGUAUACUGCUUCUGCCCGAUCAGGAAAGAUCAUGUUGAUCAGGCAGCCGAUGGCCCAGAUGUCCAAGAUUCCCAAGCUGCUGCAGAAGCAUCUCGCCAGCGCAUAUCGAAAGGAUGAGUUGCAUGAUGAUUUCAUUCCUGACUUCCCGUCUUGGGAUGCAUGGGAUGAUGGUGCACCAUGGGAACCCAGUAUCUUUGACUAUGCUUUGGGUGAAGACUUCGACCCUACUUUGUUCGAGCAACUUGAGUCUACCGAAUGGACUUCGCAAUGUGAUGAUUUGUGGGAAUCUUGGCCAGGUGCUUCUGAUGAUAAGGAUGUCGAAGUAGCGAAGGAUCUUCACCCUGAGUUCAUGGAUGCAGACGGUGAUGUAUACGAUGAAAUCGCUGAACCCAUUCCCUACUCCCAAGGAGAUGUGGAUGAUGAGCAGCCCAGCUCUGACAAUGAAGAUGACGAUCCUGAUGCUAUCUUGAGGAAGAAGACGCUCACCUUGGAUGAGUGCCAUGAUGAAGCUCCCCUUGGCCAGGACAAGACGGACCUUCCAGAGGAUCCAGAAGCCAUCCUUGACGAACUUGAAGCGAAUCUGAAGAUGCUGAAGAAGGUCGAUUGUGAGCUGACUACACCUCCUUCCAGGCCAAAGAGCUACCCAGCUGUGACGCCCUAUGCAAAGAUCCAACUGGCAGCCAGCAAGCGUGCAGCUGCUGCAGCGCGCGAGGACAAAAAGGGCAAGAAGGAUGAGGAGGAAGGCGAGCCCGAAGCCAAAGUGGCAUCGAAAGCAAGGGCAGCAAAGGUCAAGAAGGAAAAAACGGAAUCUGGCAAAGCCAAGUCAAAGAAUCAAAGCAAGAAGAAGUCUGAAAUCAUCGAUGCCAAGCCGAAGAAAGCACGUACCGAUACCGAGUACGGUGUUGCGAAGAAAGCGUUUGCAGCAAAGUACGAACGUGUCAAAGGAUGGAAGCCGAAGAUGGAAGCAGACUGGCUGACGUCCCAGGAGAGAGCGGCCAUCCUGAAGGCCUUGCAAGUUCGACCGAAACCAAAGCCUACUGCAAAAGCUGGGGCUGUGGAACAGGGGCCACCGGUGGAAUCUCACCCCAAGCAACGUACCAGGCUGCUGUCAGGCGACCUGUCAUCAGGCAAUCUGCCAGCAGGAGCCACACUUCCAGGUAAGCUACAGCAGGCAUCACAAUCUACUCUCUGCUAUCGGGCUUUUGGUGGCCUUUCAAUGCCUGCGCAGAAUGGCGUCGAAAACAGGAAGCCAACGAUGCUGAUAUCCACAGCUGAUUGGAUGCGUGAGCUGGAUGGAGUAUACACCUUGACGCCACAAAGGGAAGAGAUGGCGAAGAUUGCCAAAUACAGUGCGAAGCUGGUCCGACGCUACAAAGAUUCCAGUGGGCGCACGCGUGUGGUUGGGAACAAGGCUGCUCUACGCCAGUCCCAGGUCUACCCUAUGUGCUUCGCCUACAAAGUGGCAGGAUUGCAAAUGAGCCACAUCAAGGGCAUGAAGCCUAGGGUCCUCAGUGAUCAGGGUCUGACGUUUAAAGACUGUUCCCCACUGAGCUCCGAUUCGGAGAUGGGAGACCUCGUGGCUCGGUCGAUCUCUCUGGCCUGCAUAUCAGUGCAAGGGGAAGCAAAGAGGCUAGACAUUCUCGAUACUAAGGAGCGGAAGAAAAGCAAAGAAACCCAAAGGGCCGAGGAGCUUGAAGGGAAGGCGAGAUCAAAAGGUAAAGCAAUGGCAAUGGCAUGGCUGGCUCAUGCCAAAGGAGUUCGAAAAGGAAAAGGAAAGGGAUCUACUCCUAGUGGCGCUAGCAAAGGAAAUGGCAAGCUUGCCGUAGAGGAUGCUCAUGAAGAGGGAGAGAACCAGGAACUUGCGGGAAAGCUGUCCGUGGGUAAAAGGUUCAAGUCUGGCAAAGCCAAAGAAGCUGCUGCGCCGGAAAGCCUGAAGAAAAGCGAGGAUGAACCGAAGGAAAAGAAGAAAGACUUAAGUGGAGAAGAAUGUGAACCGAAGAAGAAGAAGAAAAAUAAGAAUGAUGAAGAAGUGAAGAAGAACAAUGACAAUACUGGAGAAGGAACUGAAGAACGGAAAGGAAAGAACACAGGCAAGAAUGGAGCUGAAGACAAGAAUGGAGAAGAAGCCAAUGCAGCGAAAAAGAGAAAGAACAAAAACAACAAUGAAGAAGGAAAUGAAGAGCCGUUGACGGUGAAGAAGAAAAGUAAGAGAGCAAAAGAACCUUCGGAUGGCACUCCGGAAGCUGAGGACAAAGAUGAAAGUGCACCUGAAAUUUCGGCUGCAGACAAAAAGAAAAGGAAGAAUGACAUGGCGCGUGCACUUAGGGUACCUACAAAAGCAUUCGAGGAGUGUGGUGAUGAAGGAGAAGAAGAAGCCAAUUUGAAGAAGAAACCUUCGAAGGCCACUUGGACAGAGGAACCCGAGAAACCGAAGAAAAUGCAGGGGAAAGUUGGGCAUCCCUUGGUCCGCUUGAGAACCAAGACCUCCGAGGAGUCAUUGGAUAGCAGGCAUGUGACUCCGGACCGUCCGACAACCAAACCUGCUUCACCUGGCCAGAUAUUUGCAGCAUAUGCCAAAGAUUGCAUCGAGAUCAUGUUGCCCACCAUUCGAUCCACUAUCCUCAGUUGCUGCUUCAAUCUGCAGAUUCCCAAAUUGGUGGGACACCUAAGUGAUGAUGCCAAAGAGAAAAUUCAAAGUCUGUGUCAGCGAGAUGUUCCUUUGAAGGAACGAAGGUCUUGGUACAAUGCCAUGGGCCGUCGUUUUGAGAAGCCAGCUGGCUUAAAGCCCGGCUUACUAGAGAAGUACCAACAAUGUCAGGGAAAGAUCUUGAAGUUGAAGCUGAGUACAUUCAGCCUGCUGGCAGAAUCCAGCAGGCAUGAGAUCUAUGAGGAGCUCCCGCUUUUCGAAAUCGAGCAAAAAUGGGGAGGCACUGAAGCUGGAAAGAAUCUUGCUGGUGGAGAAGCUGCACAAGCAAAGACGCGUGUGAGUGCACGUGGACAUGUUGACAGUGAAACAGGAAAGAAAGCCAUUGGUGAAAUGCUUGACAAUGGCUUGGCAAAUCUGAAGUCAUCCAUGCAAACCCCCAAAGCAAAGGCAAAGGCCAAAGCGAAAGCCAAAGCGGCGUCCCAAAAGAAGGGCCAAGGCGAGGCUGACAAGGCAAACAAGGAACUCCAGAAAGAUAUCAAAGCGUUGCGCGAAAAAAGUUCCAAAGCCAGGGAGCUUGCGGUGCAAUUGAAUGAGCUCCAGAUUCCUCACCAGCAGGCCAUGGCUGAAAAUUUGCAGAAGCGGCACACGUUGUUGCGAGAUGUGGCUGAGAGGAUGGAAGAGGGCAUCUUCAAGCACUACAGCGUUGAGAAGAUCAAGGAGAUCAAGGAAGGAUAUGAAAAGAAAAUCGAGGAAGCACUUGAUGAUCUGGAGAAUGCGCAGUCAACCAUCCGUCGGGAACGAAAGAAGAAAAAAGAGCAGCAGGCGAAGAGCAAGAAGCUUUCCCCGGGCUCUAAUGCAACUGAACUCGAUCCAGAGGAUGAAGAAGAAGAUGAAUACUGGGAGGAGGAUGAGCUCGAUGGGGAGCCAUGGGAUGAAGGCGACGUCUUCACAGCCAUCAAUCUGUGGUGGCUGAAUUGGUGGAGGUUUGAAGUAUCUCCAGCUCCUGUGCGAGAAAGAUAUGCCCGACGGAUUGGUGCUCCGUUGCCAGUGCAGCAAUAUGUAUUGCUACCUCACGACAUCGCAGCGUCCAUGUACAACUUCAAUGGAGGACAAGGUGUUCAUCCCAGUCGUGACCCAUGGGGUGCAGAGUUUGGAGCGAGCUACGAGCCCAAGCGGGCUGAAAUGGCUGGAACUCUUAUUGCUGGCGGUUGGAAAUUUGUGCUUGAUGGGUUUCAGGGUGAUCAAGACUUCAUCGAAGUUAUCGACACAAAGAAUGCUGCUUCUUGUGUCGAGCUUUGGCCUAUGCGGGCGCUGAUCACAGCGAAGACCACCCCGACCUCUAUUCUCACUGGGGCCGAGGCCAACAUCUUUGCAGGGAAUUCCCGUGAUGCGCGCUUAGAAAAAUUGUACUUCAAGUACGUCACAUGGUGUCGGGAAACUGGUCCCUAA
Molecule: messenger RNA, 4194 nt
Organism: Cladocopium goreaui
Lineage: Eukaryota; Dinophyceae; Suessiales; Symbiodiniaceae
Source: the annotation of a GenBank genome assembly